GGGGAAAUUCGGCAAUUUGGGUGAAAAUUGUCGAAAUUUUCAAACUUCGUGUAUGGCGUCGUCACUCUUCACCCAACCGGGGUGACUGGUUGCCAGGCGCAUAACGCCGCGUGAUUUAAAUAGCUGGACAUUUAAAUGCCUUCACUGCGGACACGCCCUCUUAUCCGCUAAGCUUUGUUUUCCUUGUAUUUCUUUCGUUUUUUCUGCUUUUUUCGGAAUUUUUCUGAUUGAUAGCGGUGUACGAUACUCUGGGUCUGUCUGGUGAGGAGUGGGAGCAGGUGGCGUGCCGCAUGGCCUUGGGCUCAGUGCGUGAAAUAAGACGGGAGUGGAAGUACGUACUCUCUUCACGUCAUUCUCUAUCUUCCAUGGUGAUGACUUUUGUGCGUUUGUUUUGUCGUACCGACUAUAGUAAGUGACAAUGCCACGUACGAGUGCAAAAAGAAAGUCGAAAAGUGAAGCAGGCCGCCAGAAUAUAUUGAAAAGGUGGAAGAAAUGUGACGAUACGCAUCAGCCACCCUCCCAGGAGGGUGUCAAAGAGUUCACAGCAUAUACGCCACGGAAAGCAGUAAAGAAGUCAAAGAAGAAAAGCAAGACAACACCUGGCCCUGAUUACCAGCCUGGUAAUUUCCAAACAAACUGUCCUGGCAACAAUGAGGUGAAAUGGGGCGAUGAAGACGAGGUGUUUCCGUACGUGUGGCUCAGAGACAACUGCCGCUGCCCCGCCUGUUUCCACGCUGCAUCGUAUUCCAGACUCUCUCUGAUGGCGGACAUGGAUUUGCAGGUUCAACCAAAAAGUGCUGAAAUCUUAAGUGGAGGAAAACAGGUGGAGGUGGUGUGGAGGGACGGUCACCGCAGCGAGUACGAGGCAGAAUGGUUACGACUCCGCGGCUUUAGUGAAGCUACCCGGCGGGCACGAGCCAGCCGCUUCAGACUAGAACGUAAGUACUGGGGCUCCGAGUUAAUGGAUAACCUGCCCGAGGCAUCAUUUCAAGAGGUGAUGGAGGACGAUGCCGCCUUGCUGGAGUGGCUGCGGCGCCUAGAGGUGUUCGGGUUCGUCAAGGUGAACGGGGCACCAGCGGAGCAGGGACAGGUUCGCCGCCUAGCUGAGAGAAUCGGUUUCAUCAGAAAGACUCAUUAUGG
Eriocheir sinensis (Chinese mitten crab) is the source of this 1140-nucleotide messenger RNA. RefSeq names its product gamma-butyrobetaine dioxygenase-like. Gene Ontology annotation, biological process: carnitine biosynthetic process. Gene Ontology annotation, cellular component: mitochondrion. NCBI's taxonomy places the organism in Eukaryota, Metazoa, Arthropoda, Malacostraca, Decapoda, Varunidae. The record is from RefSeq and is a predicted model, not a curated record. Gene Ontology annotation, molecular function: oxidoreductase activity.